AUGAAGGCUGUAGGUGAGAAAAAAUGUGAAAACGGAAACGAAACUGGGGACGAUGAGGUGGGAGUGCUGGAAAAACCUCAGAGACCUAUUCAUCGGCGAAGAAAGCUUCGCGAACCUCUGUAUGAAGAAGAUAUCAUUGAUGGAUUCGCAAUAGCAUCCUUCAAAACUUACAGUGAUUUGGAGCGGGCGGUGAGACAGGCGGAGCGGCGAGGUCUGAAGACGCUGGAGCCGCUGCCGCCGCCCGGAUCGACACCGGCCACCGUCCGGCGCCGCCGGAAGAGCAGCGACGGACGCACCCAGGGCGGAGGGCACAGCUCCGGCGAUGGCUACUUCUGCGACCACAGUGCCAGCGACGACGGAAAGGUGUCCGACUCUGGAUCGGUCAUCUUUUCGUCAGCGGGGAAACGCGAGUGUCCAACUCCAAACAGCGUGUCGCUGGUAAAACGAGAGAGUCCACCACCACCACCGAGCACCAGCGCCAAUGGUGCCCUGGUGACAUCUCCACACACCACGGCCGGCACCACGUGUGUGACAGCGCCGGCGGCCUCGCGCAGCCUGCCGGCCCACCAGGUCACCAUCGUCCCCCGGUGUACGGCGCCGCCCAGUCGCGGAUUCCUGCCCCACCCGGGCCUGGCCACGUACCCGGCACCGUCGGCGGCGCUCCGAGCGACCGGCGGCGACCCGACCGGCCGGCCGCCGCCGCCGCGGACGGCACCCGACACUGUGCCACCGCCCGCCGCCGCCGCCACUGCCGCUUCGCCGGUGCCGGGCCGCGCGCGGUUCGCCGUGAGGGACCUGGUGUCGCCGUCGGCGGCAGCGGCGCCGGUGGCGGCCGCCGGCCCGCCGCCACCUGGCCGCAACAAUGGCUGCUCGCCGGCACCGGCCUCCCUGCCGACGGCACCAGCGGCCAGCCGCGCCAAACCACCGAGACAUAAGACGAGCAGUGGCAGCCCGGCGUCGGCUUCUUCCCGGCGUCAGAGUCCGGCGCUUGACCGGCAACACCCCUACAGUGUGGCCGGCCUGAGCCGACUGCCUGGCCCUGCCGGCGCCGCUGCCGGGCCGGCCCCUCAGCGCACCCCGCCGGCCGCCGCUGUCCGGUCUCCCAUGUCGAUGGGCGUGUUCGCUCCGCCGCCUCCGCCGCCGCUGCUGGCAGGAGCCGGAGGACUGGGUCUGCCGCCCGCCGCGCCCGCUCCGCCUCCGCCGCCGCUGCCCGGACACGACGCAGCCAACAAGGCGGACCUGCUGCGGCGCGAACUGGACACCCGUUUCCUGGCCUCCCAGGACCACAGUAUCUCUGUGGGCCCGCCGCCAUACCUGCGGCCCACCAGCGCCGAGCUGCACCAGCAGUCGCACCAGCACCAGCACCACCAGCACCACCCGGCACCACCGCCAGCGCUGCUGAAGUCUGUGCCGAAGCUGGGCUCGGUGAACUCGCCGUUCUUCCCGACCGGCUCAGCGCCGUCGAUGGCGACUAUGUCGCCGCUGUCGGCUCGGCCGCCGGCGCCCUCCUUCCUGCCCGGAGCGCCGCUACAGUUGACGGCUCCGAAGAAGACCGGCCGCUGGAACGCUAUGCACGUGCGGAUAGCCUGGGAGAUCUACAAGAACCAGCAGAAGUCGCCGGCGAGUGCGUGCGGCCCGGAGCGGGGUUCUGCCGGCCCGGUGGGGCCGCGGCCGGUGGAGCCGCCCCUCCUGCCCGGACCCGGCACGCACCUCCGGCCCUCGCUGAUAGAUGUGACGGGCGCGCCGCACCCGCUCGCACCUGCCGGGUUCCCGCGCUACCCCAGCCUGGCGCCACCUGUGAGCGGUGCCUUCAGCGGCCUGCUGCCGCCCCCGCCCCCGCCCGGCGCCUUCCUGGACCGCCACGGACCGGCGCCGCCCGCCGGUGGACACCCCUUCGCGGCGCUGGAUUCGUGGAGCAGGCUGGCGCGUCCCCCGGUACCGACCAGCUCCUGGCCGUCUCUGAAGCCGGAGCCGCCGCCGGCCGCCCCGGGCCGGCCUCCCUACAGCCCUGCUCUGGAGGAGCGCGACCGGCGGCCCAGCUCCGCAGAGCGGCGCCGGACGGCGGCCACCCCGCCGCGCCGCGAUCACUCGCGGUCACCCAUCCGACUGAAGGCGGAGCCGCCCGAGCCGCGGCGGGACCACGAGGAGCGGCCCCGCUCCGCCGACCACAAAGGAGCGGCGGCGGCGGCAGCGGCGGCGGCGCGGCACAUAAACGGCGUGCUGCAGUCGCGCGAGCUCGAGCGGCUGGCCCGCGACCGCCAGCUGCUCGACCACAAACUGCUGUGGGGACUGCACGCGCCGGCCGCGCCGCCUUACGGCAUGCGUCCGCCGCCGCCUCCGCCGCACGACUCGCUGCAUCUAGUCAACAGUUUCAAGUCGCCGUAUCCGGGCGCGGUACCGGGGCUCGGGCCGCCGCUCGGGCCGCUCGCCGGUCUGGCCGGCUGCUCGUCUAUGCCCCUGCGGAGGCUGGAGCCGCCGCCGGCGCCCGGCGCGCCGCCGUUACCGGGCCUGCCGCGCCGGGACGCCGACCCGGGUCGGUAA
Messenger RNA from Amphibalanus amphitrite, 2541 nucleotides. Its product is annotated as basic proline-rich protein-like. NCBI's taxonomy places the organism in Eukaryota, Metazoa, Arthropoda, Thecostraca, Balanomorpha, Balanidae. The transcript has 16 exons. The record is from RefSeq and is a predicted model, not a curated record. Bases 1 to 2541 code for a protein of 846 amino acids.